AUAUAUAUAUAACAAGGGACAAAGGCUGGCUACCACAUCGAUUUCCAUAAAGAUUUCGACCCACAACCUUAUUUUUCCUUUUAAUUUUUUAAGUGACUUCGAAAAAUUUUGAGAAGCCCCACUUCCCCCUGAGUUUUUUUUUUUGUUUUUUGUUUUCUUCUUUGGUCUAUAGGCUUGGCGUUGAAAAUUCCCUUUUGAACCCAAAAUCCCAUUGCUCCUAGACUUUUGUUUCUCAACUUCCUUCUGGAUUUCUGGGUUCCUUUGUUUUUUAAUUCUGUGAAAUGAAAAGAAGCUGCUAAGGUCGAGAAAUUGAAACCAAUGAUAGGGAGAAAGACUUCACCAGGUUUUCUGGUGCUUUUGGCUCUUGGGUUUUUGCUUGCUUCUUAUAAUUUGAUCACCAUGUCUGUACACUACAAAGCUCCGAAAGGAAGUUGGUUAGCAGAACGAGCAGGGAAAACCAAUUCGAAAUACCAUGUUGCUGUCACUGCAACUGAUGCUCCUUAUAGUCAAUGGCAGUGCAGGAUCAUGUAUUAUUGGUAUAAGAAAGUGAAGGAUUUACCUGGCUCUGACAUGGGAAGCUUCACUAGAGUUUUGCAUUCAGGAACUCCAGAUAAUUUAAUGAAAGAGAUUCCAACUUUUAUUGUUGAUCCUUUGCCAGAAGGAUUAGAUCGGGGCUAUGUUGUUCUAAACCGACCGUGGGCUUUUGUGCAAUGGCUAGAGAAAGCAAACAUAGAAGAAGAGUAUAUACUAAUGGCAGAACCCGAUCAUAUAUUUGUUAAGCCGUUACCAAACUUAGCCCAUGGAAAGAAUCCAGCUGGAUUUCCGUUCUUCUACAUAAAGCCAGCUGACCAUGAGAAGAUCAUCAGGAAAUUCUAUCCUGAGGAGAAUGGUCCAGUGACCAACAUUGACCCCAUUGGAAAUUCUCCUGUUAUCAUUGAAAAGACGUUGCUGGAGGAGAUUGCACCGACGUGGGUGAACAUAUCCUUGAGAAUGAAAGAUGACCCAACUACUGAUAAAACAUUCGGUUGGGUGCUUGAGAUGUAUGCUUAUGCUGUAGCUUCUGCAUUGCACGGUGUGCGGCAUACGCUCCGCAAAGAUUUUAUGCUGCAGCCUCCUUGGGAUUUAGAAGUUGGUAGAAACUUCAUCAUUCACUAUACCUAUGGAUGUGAUUACACUAUGAAGGGAGAACUAACAUAUGGUAAGAUCGGGGAGUGGCGCUUCGACAAGAGAACGUAUCUCAAUGGUCCUCCACCAAGAAAUCUUUCCUUACCUCCUCCCGGAGUUCCUGAAACCGUAGUAAGGCUUGUAAAGAUGGUAAAUGAGGCAACUGCAAAUAUACCUGAUUGGGGGGAAUCAUAAACUGAUAUGGGAAGUAACAACAACAAUCAAACCUCUUUGGGUUUUGGUAAAUAGAAUACAACUAUGGUGGGUUUUGUGAUUAAAGUCACCAAAAUACCAAUCAGCUUGAGCAGAGAAAGCAAUACAGAGAGAGGGAAGUGUAACAUGGGAAAAUAAAUGUAUACUUUUUAAUACUAAACUUUUGAGAGAAACUUAAUAAUAUACCAUUAGAUUCUUUAGCACAAAGUAUAUUCUCGUGAUUUGUAGCACGAAGAUUCAAGAAUUUUGUCAUGUAAAAAAUAUACUAUUAUUAUUAUUAUUAUUGAAAGGUUGAAUGCAUAUGUCAACCCUUCAUUGCAAUAGUUUGGGUAUAAUGUUAACUAUAUACCAUUACUUUUGUUUUUUUGGGUUUGUCUUGGACAUAUCCCAUUAA
Cucumis sativus (cucumber) is the source of this 1771-nucleotide messenger RNA. Its product is annotated as hydroxyproline O-arabinosyltransferase 3. The coding region runs from base 319 to 1359 and encodes 346 amino acids. Gene Ontology annotation, molecular function: glycosyltransferase activity. NCBI's taxonomy places the organism in Eukaryota, Viridiplantae, Streptophyta, Magnoliopsida, Cucurbitales, Cucurbitaceae. The record is from RefSeq and is a predicted model, not a curated record. The transcript is spliced from 9 exons.